Molecule: messenger RNA, 1319 nt
Organism: Rhopalosiphum padi (bird cherry-oat aphid)
Lineage: Eukaryota; Metazoa; Arthropoda; Insecta; Hemiptera; Aphididae
Gene: ppan
Product: protein Peter pan
Exons: 6
Coding region: 237-1196 (319 amino acids)
Biological process (GO): ribosomal large subunit assembly; rRNA processing
Cellular component (GO): preribosome, large subunit precursor
Molecular function (GO): rRNA binding
Source: RefSeq, a predicted model, not a curated record
UUACUAUUUACUGUGUUGCACUGUUGUGAUAAAAUCCGCGAACAUAGUACUUACUACUUCAGUUUUCAAUACAAAAGUUUACAACAAUUACGGAUAGCAUUUAAUUCCUUUAGUGUUUGUGUUAUUAUUCUAUUCUGUGAUAUUAGUAUAUUACAUAUUUACAUUACAAGGCGUUCAACUGCAUAGUCUUCUAAUUUUAAUUAAAUUAUUUUUAUCGAACAAAACAAUUUUAAAUUAUGGGUUCCAAACGUAAAUCUACUGUAAAAAAAAACAAACGGUUGAAGAAGUUGAAAAAAACCGUGUAUGAAGAACCAGAAGAAUUGAAAAGAGCUCCACAUUCAUUUGUUAUCCACCGAGGACAAAUUGGUAAAAGUCUAUUGCAGUUAGUCAAAGAUUUUCGAAAAGUUAUGGAACCUUUCACUGCUGCUUCAUUACAAGUUUAUAAAAAAAACACAAUUAAAGAUUUUGUGGCCUUGGCAGGUCCAAUGCAUGUUUCCCAUUUGUGCGUAUUCACAAGCUCAGACACUGGGGUUAAUUUUCGUGUAGCAAGAUUACCCCAAGGUCCAACAAUGACAUUUAAACUACAAAACUAUGCUUUAAGCAAAGAUGUUGUGUCGUCUUUACGCAAACAAAUGGUAAAUCCAAAAUUAUUCAGUCAUGCCCCAUUGAUUGUUAUGAAUAAUUUUACUGGCGAAGGACUGCAUAUCAACCUAAUGGCCACUAUGUUUCAAAAUAUGUUCCCUACUAUCAACGUCACAAAAGUAAAUUUGAAUGAUAUUAAAAGAUGUGUUUUAAUGAACUACAACACUGAAACAAAAUUGAUUGAAUUUAGACAUUAUGCUAUUAAAACCGUUCCAGUUGGUUUAUCUAAAGGAGUAAAAAAAAUUGUCCAGAGUAAAGUACCAGAUCUGUCAAACUUUGAUGACAUCGAUGAAUUUUUGUUAAAACCAGAACUAUUGUCUGAUAGUGAGUUUGAAGAAUCUACGAGUUCUAAUGUUGUCGUUCCACAAAAGUUGGUGAGUCGGGGCAACAUAGUAGGAACUCAGUCUUCCAUACGAUUAAGUGAACUUGGUCCAAGACUCACAUUGCAGUUGAUCAAAGUUGAAGAUGGACUUAUGACUGGCGAUGUGAUGUUCCACGAAUUCAUUAAAAAACCAGACGAUAAAAAUGAAGCAAAAGAAGCAAAAGAGGAUUAACUUUAAAAAUCAUAACUUAAAUAUAUUUAUGUUAUGAUAUAUAUAAUGUCAUAAUUUUAUAUAAAUGAAAUAAUUUAUGUAUCAUGUUUUUUUGUUUAUAAUACAAUAAUUAUCAAUUUUUAA